AUGAAAAACCGGUUCUGGAGAGAAGAGGAAGUGGAUGAGACAAAGGAGAAGAAGAGAGAGGCGUGGUGUUUGCAGAAAUUUUCAGAGAAGGGAGUGUACUCGUGGAGAGUCUUGCAAAUUUUCUCACGAUGA
Messenger RNA from Capsella rubella, 132 nucleotides. RefSeq lists its product as uncharacterized. Lineage: Eukaryota; Viridiplantae; Streptophyta; Magnoliopsida; Brassicales; Brassicaceae. The record is from RefSeq and is a predicted model, not a curated record.